AUGGUUCAAUUUGAGGAAUGGGACAAGGGUGUAUUUGCAUCCGAAAUCGCCAAGAACAACAUCUACCCUCAGGAUUUAUCCAAGAGCGACGAUGAGAACAACAUUCCAGUCCCUUCACCAGCUCCCUUGGCUAAAGGGACGUACCAUGGGUCGAAGAAAGCAGCUACGGAAAUGUACCAUCGUAUUCAACAGAGAUUUGCCUCAUACUUCGACCUGACCAACUUCGCUUCAACAGUUCCACAGCCAUUGAAGUUCGAAGAAAAGAAGAAGUUGUUCACGUUUCAGGUGCCAGGAAGCGACAAUUAUCCACCACACCUCGCUCUAGUUCCCACCACGGCAGAAAGCGCGAUCAGCUUCCUUGAAAUCUUCAAUUUCAUGCGACUUCUUGGUACUGGUGUCUUGCUCUUUCAAAUGAUCCCGGACAAAAUACUGGAGUUCAUUAAUGAUAAUCCGAUUGCAACGACCAUGGCAGGCAUGGAAGCUCGCAACCAACAGAUCCGUCUUGCAGACGUGAAUAUUGGGACGGAAGCGAACAUUGGCGACCGUACUGACUGGUACACUGAUGCUGUAUUUGCGCAACAGCAGUUCACUGGCCCGAAUCCAACCACGAUUACCAAAGCGUCGCCAGACUGGGUUGAGAGGUUCAAGACGCAGGCCAGAGACCAGCAAAAGCAAGCACUUUUGGAUCUGCUCGAUGCUGUGAAUUCCGAUUCACUGUACCUGCAAGACUACAGCUUCUUCCGCGAUGCAGUCGAAGCAAAACCUGAGGAUAUUCUCUGCUCUGAUGACGGAACUCGUUUUGCGUGCGCUUCGGUUUGCCUCUUUCACUUGAACCCUGACGGCAGACUCCACCCAUUAGCCAUUGUCCUCGACUACAGAGGAACUAUGGAGAAGUCCGUCGUGGCUUUCAACCAGAGGUUGCAGCCUUCAGAUUCAUCCCACGUGGAAGGAACGGACUGGUCUUGGCGCUAUGCGAAGAUGUGUGUGCAAGUAUCUGACUGGAACCUCCACGAACUCACUGUGCACCUCACGGAGACCCAUCUAGUGGAAGAGGCAGUCAUUGUGGCCACCCAUCGAACACUUCCUAUUGACCACAUCGUAUAUCGCCUCCUGGCUCCUCACUGGUUGAAAACACUUCCACUCAAUGCUGCUGCUCGUUCUGCCCUCAUUCCAAGCUUCUUUGUAAAUAUCAACGGCAUGACUAGCAGUCAAACGUAUGCAUUCAUCAAAGAUGCAUAUAACAAGUUUGAUUGGAAGGCUCGCUACAUUCCCAACGAUCUCCAAACUCGGGGGUUUCCUGAGUCUGAGUUGGGCUCUAAGAAGUUUCACAACUAUGCCUAUGGCAGGAACAUGUCGGCGCUCUGGCAGAAGCUGUGCGUUUUCGUCUCGUCUGUCAUCGCAAGACACUACACUACCAACGCAGAUGUUGAAAGAGACCAAGACCUCCAAAACUUCUGCAACGAAAUGCGAAUUCCACUUGGUGGCGCUAUGGACAAAUUCCCACAAAUCAACACCAUCGAAGAGGUCAUUGACAUGGUAGUGAUGUGCAUCCACAUCGCCUCUCCUCAGCACACCGCUGUCAAUUACCUCCAAGACUACUACCAAGCUUUCGUCCCCAACAAACCUUCUUGCCUUUGCACUCCUCUCCCUCAGACCAUUGAGAGACUAAAUGCAUACACUGAAGAGGACCUGGUUCAAGCCUUGCCGGUAAAACACCCACGGGUUUGGCUUAUGGCUUCGCAUCUGCCAUAUCUCCUUAGCUACCAAGUAGACCAAAAGCAAACCUUGCUGAACUACGCGGUAAGUCUACAAAACUUGGCCGAAAACACACCGGGAGAUCCCCUCUAUGAUGCCGGUAAACAGCUAGUGAACGACUUAAUGAGCCUGAAAGCUGAAUUCCAGAGAAACAAGGCUGAGAUGGAUGAUCAGUUGGUUCCAUAUAAUGUGAUGGACCCUGAUGCUACUGCAGUUUCGAUAUUGCUCUAG
This is a messenger RNA of Hyaloscypha bicolor E, 1986 nucleotides long. Its product is annotated as Lipoxygenase. Gene Ontology annotation, molecular function: metal ion binding; oxidoreductase activity, acting on single donors with incorporation of molecular oxygen, incorporation of two atoms of oxygen. The coding region runs from base 1 to 1986 and encodes 661 amino acids. The transcript is spliced from 2 exons. NCBI's taxonomy places the organism in Eukaryota, Fungi, Ascomycota, Leotiomycetes, Helotiales, Hyaloscyphaceae. The record is from RefSeq and is a predicted model, not a curated record. Gene Ontology annotation, biological process: lipid oxidation.